UUCAACAGCGCGUUUAUAUGAUUUCAGUUUAUUGUUUCUAGAGACUCUCUCCUCACCAAUGCCAUAGACCACUCACUACAGAGCUCAUCCACCGCCAUGGAAGCCCACGACAAAGUCGUCUCCGGCAUCGCCUCCCGCGUCAAGCACUUCCACCACCUCCAAAAGCCCUUCCGCAUCUACCACGGCGCCACCAACAGCACGCGCCGCUCCCACCGCAGCCCGGACAACACCAUCGACACCAGCCCGCUCAACCAUGUCCUCUCCGUCGACGCCGCCUCCAAGACGGCCGUCGUCGAGCCCAACGUGCCGAUGGACCUCCUCGUCAGCUCGACGCUGCGCCACGGCCUCGUCCCGCCCGUCGUGAUGGAGCUGCCCGGCAUCACCGUCGGCGGCGGCUUCUCCGGGACGUCGGGCGAGAGCAGCUCGUUCCGCUACGGCGCGUUCGACGCCAACAUCAACUGGAUCGAGAUUGUGCUGCCCGACGGCGAGGUGGCGCGCGCGUCCAAGACGGAGCGCCAGGACCUCUUCUGGGGCGCGGCCUCGGCGUUUGGGACGCUGGGCGUGGUCACGCUGCUGGAGGUGCAGCUCAAGGAGGCCAAGGCGUACGUGCGGCUCGAGUAUCAGCUUGCGAGGGGCGCGGAGGACAUGCUGAGCAAGAUUCAGGCGGCGUGUGCCGUGGAAGAGAACGACUAUGUGGACGCGAUUGUGUUUGCGAUGGACACGACGGUUGUGUGCACGGGAAGAUUGGUGGAUGAGGUGCCGCAGGGGACGAAGCCGGUGGGAUUCCUGGGCCGGAGCGAUCCCUGGUUCUACACCCGAGCCAGGGACGUUGUGAAGCAGCUCAAGAGGACGGCAAAGAAGGGAGGAGGAGGAGACGACAACAAGGCAGCGACCGUGACGGACUUUGUGCCGCUGCAGGACUACCUCUUCCGCUACGACCGCGGCGGCUUCUGGACGGCCGUGUAUGCCUACCGAUACUUUCUCACGCCCUUCAACCGGAUCACGAGAUACAUCCUCGACCCCUUCAUGCACGCCCGCGAGAUGUACCGCGCCGUCCACAAGAGCGGCCUCGCAGACUACUACAUGGUGCAGGACGUCGGCGUCCCAUACGACAAGGUCGUCGAGUUCCAGGCCUGGCUGGACAAGGAGCUGCACAUUUACCCGCUGUGGAUCUGUCCGCUGCGCGUCCGUCGCGACGACCCGGACUCGGGACACGGGCUGCACUCGGAGUUUGCAAGGCCGGACGUGCCCGACCUGAUGAAUUUCGGCGUCUGGGGCGGCGUCAAGGGGAGCCGGCGGGAGGUGAUUGACAAGAAUCGCGCGCUGGAGCGCAAGGUGCAGGAACUGAAAGGCAAGAAGUGGCUGUAUGCGCAUGCGUACUACACCGAGGACGAGUUCUGGUCGCACUACGACAGGAGCUCGUACGAUGCGCUGAGGAAAAAGUACGGCGCCGAGUACCUGCCGAGCGUGUACGACAAGGUCAAGGUGGACGUGGAGGGCGAGGAGAGGGCGCGGAAUGCGACGUGGCGGACGAGGUUGCGGGCGAGGGUCUGGGAUCUCUGGCCGUUGGCGGGAUUGAGGGGGUUAUAUAGCGCGGUGAAGGGGGGUGAUUAUCUGUUGCAGCAGCAGAAGAAGAAGAAGGGGAAGACGGGGAAGGGCAAGGAUGAUGUGGUGAGGGCUGAGGUGGAGGAGGGCGGCAAGAAGAGGGAGUGAGGGAUGCGAGAAUAGGUACUGUAUGAUGAUACCCGAGUUGAGGAGAGAGGUUCG
Trichoderma reesei QM6a is the source of this 1767-nucleotide messenger RNA. RefSeq lists its product as uncharacterized. Gene Ontology annotation, biological process: steroid metabolic process. Lineage: Eukaryota; Fungi; Ascomycota; Sordariomycetes; Hypocreales; Hypocreaceae. Gene Ontology annotation, molecular function: Delta24(24-1) sterol reductase activity; FAD binding. Gene Ontology annotation, cellular component: membrane; cytoplasm. The transcript has a single exon. The record is from RefSeq and is a predicted model, not a curated record. Bases 97 to 1713 code for a protein of 538 amino acids.